CUCACAAGCAACCUGGAACCACCUGUGCACGCUAGGAUCACAACCCAUCUUGAUCCACCAUGUCGGUUUCGAAGCAGACGGGUACACUGUUGGAAAACCUUCCUCAACGUCUGGUAAAUUUCUUUUCUCGGUAUCCUCCUCAAACCCACUCCGCAGCUGUCCGCCGCCCUGCCCCUGCGAACGGAGAGGGCUAUGUACCAACGAAGGUAGAAUCCCCAUACACACCAGACCGUGACGCCAAGGGUGCCCCGGGAGAGAAAAAGCAUGGCUGGACUCCUUCACGCGCACUCCUUGUGACCAGCGAUGAAGUCCGCAAUCCAUUUCUUCCGCACAAGCGAUUCGGCAAAUGGGAAGCACCGAAAUAUGGGCUGCGCCAGCAGGCCGAUCUGAUGAAGCUUGCCAUCAAAUACAAUGUGGGGGCUCUUCUUCCUCCUAGUCGCAAAUCACCUGAAUUCAAGGAGACACGGCGUGCAGAGCGUGGUUUGCAGGUUAAGGGAACUGGUGUUGGCCAUAAGGUUAAGGGUCACAAGUGGGAGCGUACCAUGGAGUCACGUCUCGAGGACCGUCGCAAAGCAAUGGAGGGAAUGCCGGAAAUGGUCCGCAUGUGGAAGCAGAGAGGUCAUGGCCGUGGCUGGAGACAAUGGCCCAAGCGGUAAUGGGAAUGCCCUACCGCCACACAUCACAGCAUCUUCUUUCUCUUCUUUAUUUUGGCCAGAUUGUUCAUUCUGGCUUUUCAAUGCUCUGUCGAUUCCAACGCGAACCGGAUUGACACAUCCUUGUACGAGCUAUAGCAGGAGCUUGGGACGGAGUUUUGUCUUUGAAGUAUACUAUCAACCCCAUCUGUACAAUACAAUCUACGGUUACAUCGCCAAAUGGUACCUAAGAAAAACAUUUACAUGUAUCCGGCCGGUGUUACCUUUCAUCAUCUUUAACACCAAUAAGAAACAUAUUUGC
Penicillium samsonianum is the source of this 954-nucleotide messenger RNA. Its product is annotated as mitochondrial 54S ribosomal protein mL59. The coding region runs from base 60 to 656 and encodes 198 amino acids. Gene Ontology annotation, molecular function: structural constituent of ribosome. The transcript is spliced from 2 exons. NCBI's taxonomy places the organism in Eukaryota, Fungi, Ascomycota, Eurotiomycetes, Eurotiales, Aspergillaceae. The record is from RefSeq and is a predicted model, not a curated record. Gene Ontology annotation, cellular component: mitochondrial large ribosomal subunit.